CAGUGCGACUUCCGGUCCCCCACUUCCGGCUUCGCGGCUCCGCGUCCCGGUGCUGGAGGCCGCCUCGGGAGGCCGCACGGCUGGCGGAGUGUCGUGGGCGGUUGGUCCGCGGGCGCCUGUGACAGCUGCAGCCGCUCCCCGCCCGCGAGGAGCCGAGAAUCCCGCCCAGGAACCCACACUGAAGUUAGGUAUUCCUCCGUAGUCUCUACCAGUCUGAGUCUACUAUGGCUCAGGAAUCUCCCAAAAAUUCAGCAGCAGAAAUUCCCGUGACCAGCAACGGAGAAGUUGAUGACGCCCAUGAUCAUGGCUUUAAUAGGGAUUUGAAGCGUUCAUUACCAUCUGGACUUGGUCUCUCAGAAACCCAAAUUACAUCUCAUGGCUUUGACAAUACCAAAGAGGGGGUUAUUGACGCAGGAGCGUAUCAAGGUUGCCCAGCGCCACCGUUGCCAUCUGUUAUGUCUCCUAGCAGGGUGGCUGCUAGUCGCCUGGCUCAACAAGGAAGUGACUUGAUUGUUCCUGCAGGUGGUCAGAAAACGCAGACAAAAAGUGGACCAGUUAUUCUGGCAGAUGAGGUUAAAAAUCCCGCAAUGGAAAAGUUAGAACUUGUUCGAAAGUGGAGUCUAAAUACUUACAAGUGUACUCGACAAAUUAUCUCUGAGAAGCUAGGCCGUGGCUCAAGAACUGUGGACCUUGAACUUGAAGCUCAGAUUGAGAUAUUAAGAGAUAACAAGAAAAAAUAUGAAAAUAUCCUAAGACUGGCUCAGACAUUGUCAACCCAGCUUUUCCAGAUGGUGCAUACCCAGAGGCAACUUGGAGAUGCUUUCGCUGACCUGAGCUUGAAGUCACUAGAACUCCAUGAAGAAUUUGGCUAUAAUGCAGAUACACAGAAGCUUCUAGCUAAGAAUGGAGAGACUCUUCUUGGAGCUAUUAAUUUUUUCAUUGCCAGUGUGAACACUUUGGUGAAUAAAACAAUUGAAGAUACGUUGAUGACUGUAAAACAAUAUGAAAGUGCCAGGAUUGAGUAUGAUGCGUAUCGUACUGAUCUGGAAGAACUGAAUCUUGGACCACGUGAUGCAAACACUCUGCCAAAGAUUGAACAGUCGCAGCAUUUGUUCCAAAUACAUAAGGAAAAAUAUGACAAAAUGCGUAAUGAUGUUUCCGUAAAGUUGAAAUUCCUCGAAGAAAAUAAGGUGAAAGUGUUGCACAAUCAGCUGGUCCUUUUCCACAAUGCCAUUGCCGCUUACUUUGCUGGGAAUCAGAAGCAGCUUGAGCAGACACUUAAACAGUUCCAUAUCAAAUUGAAAACCCCUGGAGUGGAUGCCCCAUCAUGGCUGGAAGAACAGUAAAACCACACCUGGAGAAGAACGUUGUCCUGUUGUGUUUCUAAACAAACCUAGCAAGAAUUAGGCAGAACUGGGGCAAGUGAGGAGGGGUGACAGUCAUUGUAGUUAUUCUUGCACAACAACUUUCAUUUUACCCUUUGUCACACUAACAAUUGAAUUGCUAGAUUGAGUGGGAAGGUGGGUGGUUUUAAUGUAAACAUAAUUUCUAUAAUCUGAACACAAUAAUUGUCCCUUUUGAAAUCCUUUUAUAUCGUGAGAGUUGAUGGCUAUUUCUGUAGUUUGAAAACAUCUAAUAUAGAUUUGCACUGACAAGACAGAACUGCAAGGAUUUGGCCCCAAAAGUGCGGGCCAGCUGUAACUUUUCCAGAAGGAAGGUUUACAUAAUUUGUAUCAACGUCAGAUAUUCUAUAUAUGAAUAUAUUUGACAUCCUUAAGAGUUUCAUUUUCAUGUAUUGUCUUAAAAAGAAAAACUAUUUUGCAGAGGAAUGUUCUACGGUGUUCCUGCAGCAUUCACAGGGGGCUGGCAGUUGUAAUGAAUGACUGAUUGGCUUGUAGGAAUGUAGCAAAUAUCCUUCCAGAAAUGAACCCAUACCAUUGUAAUUUUGUUUAGACUUCUUUUGAAGAUUCAGGAAUCAUUGAGUUGUUUCUGGGAGGCUCUUAAGAUUAGGAAUUUGUGUACCCAAAAGUCAUUGGGCAGUUAUAUGUGCAACUUUUUUGAUUUAUAAUGAAAACUGCCUAAUAUAAUUUUUUUUUUCUUUUUGUGCCAGGUGGACUUGGGGAUGGGAAUUGUUGAUGAUUUCUAAAGUGGGAAUCUUCUCAGAAAGCUGGUGUUUGGGUAAAUUCCAUGUUGACGGAAGUGAAUUCCUAGACAGCUUUCAUUGACAUAUGUAACAAUACCGUUUAAGCCUUAAAUCACAGAUAUGUGCCUUCUCAGAUAGAGUAAUUCUCGGCAAGCAAUGUACAUAAUCCAUUUUAAAAACCCUCUCAGAUAAUGUUUGAUGUGUCUGUUGCUCCCUUGCAGAGGAGCACUGUUUAUAAAUGUUGUAUUUCAUUAUACUCAAUAAGUCGCAUUUGAAGUUUAUGGUGAAAUCAGCUUUUGAGUUUGAUGUUUGGUUUUUUCUUCAUUCCUUCUGAGGAAUGGGAAGAUCCCAAAACUUUUUUUUCAUGUGAGCAAUGGAAAAGUAACGUUGGACAGUCACAAGAAGAAAUGGGAGUGGCAAGCCAGCAAGUGCUGUUCCAGUGCUCAGCAUCCUUGCUUUGUGUCAUCUGGUUGAUCUGUCACUGUGAGGUUCAGUAACGUGAUAGUUUUUCAGUGUAAAAUUCGUUUGAUUUUUGUCAUAGGCAUAAAUUAAUAUUUUGGGAGAUAACGCUUCACCUGUUCAUUUUGUGUUAAAGUGAAGUACUUAAAAUUACUGUUAUACAUGAACUCUGUGAACUGUAAGAUUUUGUUAUAUAUGUUCAGAUGCCUUUUAGAUGGCUUUUUCAUUAAUAUACCUGUUUUGAGUGCUUAAUACAAUGUAAUGUGAUUGUAAAUCAUAAACCUAUUUUAAAUCAUUCCCUCCUGUAUAUUUGUACGCUGAGAGAGCCUUAUUUUAUUCUUGCAGCAGAGUUAAUACUUGUGAUAGUUCAUUUACAUUCCCCAGACUGUGCCUCUGGUGUGAAUUUUGUAUUCUUAUUAAAAGUUUGCUGCAG
Ochotona princeps (American pika) is the source of this 3035-nucleotide messenger RNA. It is a transcript of the gene ARFIP1, whose product is annotated as ADP ribosylation factor interacting protein 1. Gene Ontology annotation, biological process: regulation of Arp2/3 complex-mediated actin nucleation; intracellular protein transport. Lineage: Eukaryota; Metazoa; Chordata; Mammalia; Lagomorpha; Ochotonidae. Bases 225 to 1346 code for a protein of 373 amino acids. Gene Ontology annotation, cellular component: trans-Golgi network membrane. The transcript is spliced from 10 exons. The record is from RefSeq and is a predicted model, not a curated record. Gene Ontology annotation, molecular function: protein domain specific binding; phospholipid binding.